AUGAACGACUUUGAAGACGACCAGAAACAUAAGGCAAGAACCGAGCCCUCGGGCCAGCCGCCCAAGAAACGGUCAAGAGUCACAUUUUCGUGUCUUAUUUGCCGUAAACGAAAGAUGAAGUGCGACCGCAAUCUGCCGUGCUCCACCUGCAAGGCCGCCAACGCCGCCCAUCUCUGUCGCUAUGACAUGAACCGCAGCGCGUCGCCCCAGGACAGAGACAUGCCCAUCCCCAGCGACGAGUCCAUGGUGGCACCAACGAGCGCUCCUGGAGGAGGAAGCGCGGCCAACUCGGGCUCCAAGAAGCCCCGUGGCCGGCCCAAGAAGUCUGUCGCCGAGCUCACCAAGAUGCACCAGCAACUGCUGGAACAGAACGAGCUCAAGGGCGAGACCAAAGAGCUGAAGGACGUGGUCAAGCAGGAGUUCCAGUCUCUUCCUCCCCAGCAACAGCAACACAUCCCCCAACAGCAGCAGCAGCAGCAGCACCAACAGCAACAAACCAUGCGACAUGUCCCCCAGCAACAGCAACAGCACAUGCCCCAGCAAGCACAUCAACAACAGCAGUUCCACGCGCUCAACCAACAUCAACACCAGCACCUGCAACAGCAGCACCACGCUCAGCAGCAUCACAAGCCCAACGGCCUAACCAUCAAUACAAACGACCCUGCUACGCCCGUCAACCAAGCGGUGCGAAAAUCGUCCGCAGCCUCAGCCACUCCGGGCAGAACGCCCCCCAACGAAAACUCGCCUCGACGUGGAUCGGCCAAGAAACACCUGCCGCCGAUCGGAGAUACGCCCUCACCGUCCAUGUCGUCGCCGUCCUCCGCAUUCAAAUCGUCGGCUGACAUGCUGCACCAGGUGGUCACCCGGACCGCCACAGACACCAAAUAUAUUGGCAUUUCGUCGAAAUUCUCGCUGUGCAUGAAGCCCGCGCGCCAGCAGUUGUUUGGACCCUUCUCGUCCAUGUCCUUCUUUUCGGAAAACGAGCACCUGCAGCGGUUCUCCAAACAGGUGUACGAGGCCAAGAAACAAAACUACAUCAAGGACAAGAACGCACCUGUGCUUAUGCGCCACAAAAACAUAUUUACCGACUUGCCGCAAAAGUACCGGGUCGGCCGAGGCUCGUUUGUAGGGGCUGGCAGCCAUUACGGAGGCACCAGUGCGCCGGGAAGCACAAACAGCCACGCCAAUGGCGGCGGUGCUUUCAAUGCGGCUGCGUCGCCCAUGGACAAGACUCCGGCCUCCACCUCGUCAUCUUGCUCGACCAUGGACUGUGGAGACAUUUCCAAGUCUUUCCCAUUUGACUCGCCGAACGGUAUCUACGAGGUACUGGAGCUAGUCCCUCCCAAGCCCCUGACGUACUUUCUGGUCGACAAGUAUAUGAACUCGGUCAACCGGUUCUUCUACACGGUCAUUCCCAAAUCCUUCUACGAGUGUCUCGACGAGUUUUUCAUCCAGAAGCAGCGCAUUCUGAACCGAGAGAUCCCCGCCACUGUCAAGACUGUCGAUCUGCGACAGGUGGCCCAGAUUUUGCUGAUUCUGCGUCUGGCUCGAAUUACGCUCCCUUUUGACUGGGUGGUUCCCGAGUACCUGGUAGGUGGCAACUCUAACAGCACAACUGGCGGUUCAAACAAUGACGGCUCCUCCGCCUCGUCUCCUCCUGCCUCGGCAGACACCUCGGACGUGUACCUUGGAGCCGGGCUUUCUCAGAUUGCCGAAAACUGCCUCAACCACAUCGGCUAUCUGCGAAAGGCCAACCUGCGGGUACUCCAGGUGCUAUGUUUGCUCAAAAUCACGGCCAUGUGCGAUCCCGACGCCGGCGACUCGGCCGACGGCUGCGACUCGUGCAACCUCACCGGUCUGAUCAUCCAGAUCUCAAUCUCUAUGGGGCUGCAUAUGGACCCCAGCCACUUCUCCAAGGUGUCCCCAACCAUUGCUCAUCUGUGGAGAAUGCUGUUUGGUUUCAUUGUCACUCUGGACGCCCAUCGAUCCAUGGAGCUGGCUCUGCCUCCCUCUCUGCCUCUGGAGUGUUCGGAUACCGACAUUCUGUUCGAGCGACACUCUCUGCCCGAUGACCUGCUGUCACCCGGCGAGGAGCAGCACAUUUACCAUCGACGAAAGCAGCUGCGAUGGGCCUUCAUUUCUCUAGAUGUGGUUCGGGGACUGCUGCGAACAACAGUGCAUGUUACUCCCGAUGGAAUGGGCACCUCUCCACAGGCCAUGGGCAAGGAGUACUUCGAUGCCAUUGAGCGCAAGCUGGAAGCAUUUGAGAACGACAUGAACCCUUACUACGAGGAGAUCCUGUCGGCUCUACAGGCACCCGAGUCCCGAGACAGCGACUACCGCACCGUGGACGGCCAUGCUGCCGCCCAGCGGCUGUCUCUGUACAUGACACUAGUGCGUCUCCGUCUUGGCUACUACCUGUGUGCCGGCAACUUUAUGGACGCCGCCGAGGUCAAGACCAAGGUGGUUACGUGUGCUCUUAAGAUGUGCGAUAUCAUGCAGGCUGCUAUGGAGCGACCUCAUCUCUUCUCUGGGUUCAUGUGGUAUGUGCAUUUCGUCAACCUGCGAAACUUCACCUUCUCGUUUGGUACUUGCAUUUCUGCAUACCUGAACGAGAUCAACACUCGACGAGCCGAGCGCGACAUGCCCAUCAUUACUCCUGCCGUCAACCGAAAGUACAAUGACAUGACGUUUGACUAUUCGCCCGACAAGAUCCGAGAUCCCAAGCGGUUGAUUCAGGCUGCCAUCAGAACUCACCGAUGGGUCCGAUCUCUUUCGCAGCGGUACUAUGUUGCCUGGAAGUGUCAUGCCGUCAUUGUCGGUCUUCUUCGAGGUGCUCGUCUGGAGGUUCUCGCCCAGUACAUUGACGCUCAAGAGUACAAGCGGCUGGAGAAGGAGGGCCACCGGGACAACACGUUUGUGGGUCCUUACGCGCCUCAAAUGCGAGAGCCCACAACCAUGUCGGUUACCAAAAACGACUGGGGUCGAGACAUCACGUCGGAGAACUACGACCGAGAGCAGAGCGAACUUCGAGCUGCCGAGGAGCGUGCCAACCGCCAAGGUCAAGGCCCGGAGUCUAUGUCUGCUCCUGCAGCGCAGUCUCAGGACCAGAUUGGCCAGGGCAACCAGCAGCAGCAGAUGGAGUGGCAGGGUGACAACAACAUGUUUCAGAACAACGGUCUGAUGGAGCCUCCCUUUCUAGAGGACCCGAUCAUUGACGACCCCACCUUUGAUACCCUGGGCUCGACUCUGGGGCUUCCGUCGCUUAUUGCCGAAGAGUGGGCCAACAUUGAGGACUCGCUCUUUGAUGAUCUUAACUCGUCGCGGUUCUACAUGUCCAUGGACCAGAAUUUUAACAACACCUCCACCGCCACUGACAACUAUGAGGUAACUUCGCCCUCCAGAUAG
This is a messenger RNA of Yarrowia lipolytica CLIB122, 3408 nucleotides long. RefSeq lists its product as uncharacterized. Gene Ontology annotation, cellular component: nucleus. NCBI's taxonomy places the organism in Eukaryota, Fungi, Ascomycota, Dipodascomycetes, Dipodascales. Gene Ontology annotation, molecular function: zinc ion binding; DNA binding; DNA-binding transcription factor activity, RNA polymerase II-specific. Gene Ontology annotation, biological process: DNA-templated transcription; regulation of DNA-templated transcription. The record is from RefSeq and is a predicted model, not a curated record.